Coregonus sp. 'balchen' is the source of this 3695-nucleotide messenger RNA. Lineage: Eukaryota; Metazoa; Chordata; Actinopteri; Salmoniformes; Salmonidae. The record is from the annotation of a GenBank genome assembly.
AUGCCGCUCUGUUUGUUACGAUCUCCAGUGCAGGUGAGCAGGCCAGUAUGUGUAGAUGUGCCCUCGGAAACAGAGGCGGUCGUUGGGAACCCCAUGAAACUGACCUGCAUCUCCUGUAUGAAGAGAGAGGAGGUCAGCGCAGAGACACGCGUGGACUGGUACUACAUCCCACCUGACGAAGAACCCAUCCCUGUAGGUCUCCUCCAUCUAACAUCCAUUCGCACAAACAAUAUCAUUACAAUUAUUUCACCUGAUGAGAGGACCAGCCAUUUUUCCUGACCAUGUGACCUGACCAGGAAUUAUUGCCUAUAACUAGGGCAUGGAGGUUUUUCCUGGUCAGGCUGAAUGGUCUACAAGUACUUUGAACUAUGAGGGAAAAAUCUGGUGAAGUUAGCUAACAACGAUUACAGUGUGUGUGUGUGUGUGUGUGUGUGUGUGUGUGUGUGUGUGUGUGUGUGUGUGUGUGUGUGUGUGUGUGUGUGUGUGUGUGUGUGGUGUGCGUGUGUGUGUGCCUGCUACAUUGCCCCCUCAGAUCUACCUGUUUGAUGGGCACCCCAGGGAGCUGGAUGGGCCUUGGCAGGGUCGCUUGGUGUGGAAUGGAAGUAGAGACCUGCAGGAACUCUCCAUCAGUAUCCUCAACGUCACAAUGAACGACACGGGCACCUACAAGUGUGUGGUGUUCCGGCAGUUUGAGUUUGAGUCCUACUCCCCCUCGGUUAUCAAAACCCUGGUAAUCAACCUGGUGGUCAGACAGGAAGGUGAGAGUACUUCCUGUUCCUUCCUAUUUUGUAAUUUUACUUCCUGUUCUUUCAAGCUCCUUGCUGGAGGCUUAACUGUCUGUGGUUUGCUGUGUGUGAUUUACGUAUUUAUAUGUGCUUUGCCCCUUAAACCCUCUUCUCCUUGGUUGUUGCCAUGUGUUUUGACAAAACUUAAAAGUAAAGUGUAUUAUUUUUCUUAGGUGCUAUUAGGUAUGUUAAUCGUAUUUACAAUUUGCAUUAAAGAAAAGGGUUAUUGCAUGAGUAAUGAGUGUGUUUUUGUUCAGUUUUGAUUAUUAUCAAAGCUCAAUUGAAGGCCUCUUAUAGUAAGGGAAGGUUUUUUUUAACCAACUACUUUACUAUCUAUUAUAAGGGGUAAUGUACAUCAUUUGGUUUCUAUUUACUGUAUGCUUACUGGAUGUUCACCUUACUCAAAUAUACUAUUUAAUAUGUAUAUUUGUAUAUCAUUAUUCCUACAUUCACUUUACUCUAUCUGCCUAUCUAUUGUGGACUGCUGGGGUUCAUAUAGAUAUACUUAGUUGUAUCAAAGUUGCUAGUUCAUAUCUGCAUACAUCUACAUUUGAUAAUAGUCAUUACCAACUAUAUUUUAGUUUGCCCUUGUAUACAUUACAUGAAACGUACAACUUUUAUUUUGCAACUCAUACCAUAGUAGUGUCCAAUUGCAAAAAGCUGCGGGUCAGCAGGCAAUUUUUCAUUCCCAUAUAAGAAGGGAUUAUGAUAAGUUUUAUCUUUCUGCAGCUAUUUGGAAGUUUCACACAGAAAAUGCUGUGCCUCAGGCUUCGUGGAGUUUGGCACCAAUUCAUUGACACAGUGGUUCUCAUCAGAUCCAACUCUCACGUGUAGGGAGGAAGACAACCUUAUUUAAAUAUAAGGAAAAUCUUUCCGCUUAUAAACGGUAAAAAAAAAAAAACGUAUCAAUCUAAUCUGCUCUAUUCAUUUGAUAAUAUUGUACCAAUAUCUUGUAGUAUAGUGGCACAGCAGUGAUACAGCCCGAGUGGCGCAGCGGUCUAAGGCACUGCAUCUCAGUGCUAGAGGCGUCACUACAGACCCUGGUUCGAUUCCAGGCUGUAUCACAACCGGACGUGAUUGGGAGUCCCAUAGGGCGGCGCACAAUUGGCCCAGCGUCGUCCGGGUUUGGCCGGUGUAGGCCGUCAUUGUAAAUAAGAAUUUGUUCUUAACAAACUUGCCUAGUUAAAUAAAGGUUAAAAAUAAAGAGUGGACUUCCUUAUUUGCCAGUAUUAUUUUUUAAACGAGAAAAACCCAAAAUUAACAUUGAGAACCGCUAUUAUCAUACAUGUUUCUGCUGAUUUCUUUCUCUAUGUAUUAUAGCAAGAAGUUUUGCUAUAGCAUGGUUUAACCUUUUAUGUUACAAAUAUGAAGCCUAAACGCUCCAGUUUAAGGCUGGUAGUACUUGUGCAAGAGGGAUGACAAUGGGUCAAUUAAAUGCAUAGUUAAAUUAAGACCUUGUGUGUAUACGAAAACGAGGGGAAGAGAUGAUCGUUGUUUAAUACACUGUUGGGUUUGCAGUGUUGCAAGACAGUAUGACUAUUUUUUAAACUGAGGGAACUUGACCUAUCAAUAUGUGCUACAUACAAUAUCUAACGUGUUUUGCAUAGAGCUACGCUAACUAUCUCAUCAGCUGGCAAUAAAUUGCCUGGUCAAGAGUGGUAGAGAAUGUAUUAUGCAUGCAGGAAAACACUAAAGCAUCAUGAGAGGACUUUUUGGUUAUUCCCAAUAAGGUUACGUGAAACACUAUCCUGUAUACUUUACACAUGUGAUUAUACUAGCAAUAAUUGGAUCUUACCAUCUUUAUCAUUGGACCAUUAUCCAAUCAAAUUUGUAUUCUCAAUAUGUUCCAAAAAAAACUCUCAUAUGUACAGACUAAGCAUGCUUAACUGCCUCCUAUACAGAAUGAGAUUGACUUCACCUGGCUAACAGAACAAGCUGUAAUGCCCACAUUUGGACUGUUUUGUAGUUUUGAUUGUGAGUGAAUGGAUACAUCAGAAAUAGAUUGCUACAUACUGUUUUAAUUAGAAUUGUCACUUUACUGCUAGUGGCGACAGGACAGUUAUUUAUUCUGGCUGAUAUGCUGGGUCUCAAAACACAUUGAGAAUCUGUUUACCGUCCCAUAUAAGAAAAUAGGCCUACACAGUUAUCUAACUAACAAAUAGUCAUCCUUACUACUCUAUGCCUUAAUUCACAAAAACUUGUAGAACAGUCUGUGCAGGAUUUACAGUAAGUCCCUAUCAAACCAAUGCAGUUUAUAACAUUGUCUAUUUCAGUUGUCUUGCAGUGUUCUAUCCAAGCAGAUGCGGUGUGGGUUGUGUCAUAGAGAUGGAAAGAGGGCACACCUAUCUUUGCCAUUCAUCACUUCUGUGACAGCAUGGGCAGAACCAUUGAGGGCUAUAUCAAUUUCAAAGUAGUCAGUGUCUUCUUCUUCUACUUCUGUGAGUUUUAUGGCGGUUUGUAAUCAAACUAAAAAGGUGUAUACCUCCACCUACUGUGUUAGUGUGUAUAGUCUGAACAGGCAUAAAGCAAAAGUUAAUGAUUUAACUGCCACCUGUGGUGCUUGAAUCUUUACUCAGGAGUAUUUGGCUGAUCCCUUCUGCUGACUUGGAAGGAAUUCUAUGAUCCUUCCUUAACCCAUAGGUAGUCUCACCCAGUUGAUUACUUUAAAAUGGUGAAAACCUUUAAUGGCGCUGCCAAUGCUAAAACCGACUUUGUAUCAAGUGUACCCUAUAUCCAUCUCUAUGGGUUGUGUGUGUCUGUCUGGCAGCCAGUGACGACACCACUGCCCUGUACUCAGAGAUCAUGAUGUACGUCCUGCUGGUCUUCCUCACCUGCUGGCUCCUGGUGGAGAUGGUCUACUGCUACAGGAAGAUCUCCAGGUCAGACGAGCAGGCCCAGGACACCGCGUGA